Messenger RNA from Talaromyces stipitatus ATCC 10500, 387 nucleotides. RefSeq lists its product as uncharacterized. The transcript has 3 exons. The record is from RefSeq and is a predicted model, not a curated record. Lineage: Eukaryota; Fungi; Ascomycota; Eurotiomycetes; Eurotiales; Trichocomaceae. Bases 1 to 387 code for a protein of 128 amino acids.
AUGGCAGAAUAUAAGGCCUUUGAGUUAGAUAUUCAUAUGGCUGUUAUAACAGCCAUGAAAGAAGAUCCUCAUUCUAUUGCUAUUCAAAAGGCCAUCCCUGCUGUAAACGACCGGCUUCGUUACUUAUUUACAAGCCCUUUGCUCAUUAGAGGACUUAAUGCCACUAUCAAUGACUUUAUUGGUAGUACCUUUACCUGUCAAUUCGUGCCUAGAGGCCAGAUUGUUCCACCCCCUAUUACAGGAGCAGCCUUUGGCCCUACAGCGCCUAUUCAACUUCCUGUGAUGGUGCUUGAGAAAACUUCACAGGCACUGCAAUAUCGUAUGUUGAGGAACACUACAACAAUCCCAGAACUGUGGAAAGAGUGGACUGUCGGGCUCAAUGGCUAG